Molecule: messenger RNA, 1502 nt
Organism: Syzygium oleosum
Lineage: Eukaryota; Viridiplantae; Streptophyta; Magnoliopsida; Myrtales; Myrtaceae
Product: LRR receptor-like serine/threonine-protein kinase EFR
Exons: 3
Coding region: 1-1500 (499 amino acids)
Molecular function (GO): protein binding
Source: RefSeq, a predicted model, not a curated record
AUGAAUUGGGCAUGGCUAAGAUUUGACUUCAAAGAGCUCCUACUCAAAUAUCUUCUCCAUCGAAGCAUCUCCAUACAAAUUGCAAUAAAACCUGUUCAUGCUCCUGAAAAUUCCUUCUCAGCAACCUUCUUACUUGCUUCAGUGCUUUUGCCAUGCAUUAGCCUAGUCUCUUCAGCAAAUAACAAAACAGACAAGCUCGCGUUACUUGCAUUCAAGGCUGCUAUAACUGAGGACCCUCUCGGGGCCCUAAAUUCAUGGAACCAUACGACCGACCACUGUUGGUGGUACGGUGUCACGUGUGGUCGCCUGCACAGCAGAGUCACGGGACUAGAUCUACGAGACCUGAAGCUUUCGGGAUCCAUCUCCCCUCACAUUGGAAACUUGAGCUUCUUGAGAGUCCUGAUGCUCAGCAACAAUAGUUUCCAUCACGAAAUCCCGCAACAAGUCGCCCAUUUGCACCGUUUACGUGUCUUGGGAUUAUCCAACAACACAUUGGAAGGCGAAAUCCCGAGAAACUUGUCAUGUUGCGCUCGCCUUACAUGGCUCCGCCUAGGAGGCAACCGGCUGGUCGGAGAAAUUCCCUUUGAGCUCGGUUCUUUGCUGGAGCUUCAGAUUCUCGCUUUACCUGUCAACUAUCUAACGGGAACUGUUCCUUCAUCCAUUGGAAACAUGUCAUCGUUAGAGAUUCCCAGUCUCAAUGGAAAUGAGGUAGGUGGGAAGAUACCCCGAGUUCUAGGAAAGCUAACCAAACUUAAAAUAAUUGGUUUAGGACUAAAUAGGUUGUCUGGCACGAUUCCUCCAUCUAUCUUCAAUCUUUCUUCUCUAACGGUGUUCGACAUCGGUGGAAACCACAUAGGAGGGAAUCUUCCUGCCAAUAUAGGCUUCGCUCUUCCAAACAUCGAGAUUUUCACCAUUUCCUCUAACCAAUUUUCUGGAGCGAUUCCUCGGUCAAUGUCUAAUGCAACCGCUUUAGUGUUGCUACAAGUCAGUUUGAACAAACUCUCGGGGAACAUGCCUCCUUUGGACCGCUUAAACAAGCUCCAAAUAUUGCGCAUCAAUUAUAAUUAUCUGGGAAGCGGAGGAUACGGUGAUUCGAGCUUCUUGUGCUCAUUGACUAACUCCACCAGUCUAUUCUUCUUGGAUAUACAAAGCAACAAUUUUGGCGGGACGUUGCCCGAGUGCAUCAGUAAUUUCUCCGUUACUCUCUCAGAAUUGUGGCUAACCAAGAAUCAACUGUUUGGCACAAUUCCUCGAGAACUCGGAAAUCUCGUCAACUUGGAAAGGUUGUGUUUGGACCAAAACAAAUUUUCAGGUAUUGUCCCCUUGGUUUUGGGAAAUCUUCAUAACCUAGUGGAACUGGAUUUAUCGCAUAACAAGUUUUCUGGAGCAAUCCCUUCUUCAUUAGGAAACCUAGUAAAGCUAGCACGACUCCAUCUCGAACACAAUAACUUUCACGGCCGCAUUCCAUCAUGUCUAUCGGAGUGCCGAAGUUUGGUGUAGCU